AUGUCCCAACCCCCGGACACCACCUCAGCUCCCACCACGGCCGAACCCCCUCCCCCCCUCGCCCCGGCUCGCACCAGCACCUCACCCCACCUUCCCCACCGCCCCUGCCCCAAAGGCAACACGCACGCCAGCCGCGGGCAAGGCUACAUCUCCAAACACUACGCGCUCCCCAUGCGGCGGCUGACACCGGGCAACCACGUCCUUGUGCAUUCGACGAAGCACCAGCGCUCCCAGCUGUGUGUGUUCUGCCGGUACAUCCGUCUGCACAAGGAGCGGCAUGCAGAGCUGUUUGAGAGGUGGAAGAUCUCGCAUCCGAGGGGGAGGGUGCAGAGGACGUCGUUUGAGUGUAAGUUUUGCGGGGAGAGUCUGUGUAAGGAGUUUUGUUUUCGGGAGUUUCAUGUGGAGUAUUGA
Messenger RNA from Morchella sextelata, 411 nucleotides. RefSeq lists its product as uncharacterized. Lineage: Eukaryota; Fungi; Ascomycota; Pezizomycetes; Pezizales; Morchellaceae. The transcript has a single exon. The coding region runs from base 1 to 411 and encodes 136 amino acids. The record is from RefSeq and is a predicted model, not a curated record.